GCAUCACAAAUUUCUUUAGUCAUAUACACAACAUCAUAGGUUAAAAAUACACCCGGCAUUAGAUACUCUUUCUCAUCUUUAAACAACCCUUCAAAAAAUGGCCAUUCGUAUGCCUCGGAUCGUUCAAGCAAAACAAAUCCUCCGUCGGUCAUUCUCAAAUGGAAGAAGUACAUCAGCAUCAAUGAACAUCCCAUCAGGCUAUUUUGCGGUAUAUGUUGGAGAGCAAGAAAAAAAGCGAUUUGUGGUUCCUGUUUCAUUGUUGAGUCAACCUUCAUUCCAAAAAUUACUACACCAGUCAGAAGAAGAGUUUGGGUAUAACCAUCCAAUGGGUGGCCUCACAAUUCCAUGUAAUGAAGACAUAUUCACUGAUCUUGCUGCUCGUUUAGGCGCCUUAUGAGUUAAAUAUAACAUUCGGUGCUAGCAGCGAUUUUGUAAAUCACUAACCACUAGUUUCUUUUAGUAUCGUUUGUAAACAGAAGCGCUUGUUCCAUUUGUAUAAAACUAGAAUUAGAAACGAUCUGAUAUAAAAAAGCUUAUACUCUUAAUAUUUUUGAUA
Molecule: messenger RNA, 556 nt
Organism: Erigeron canadensis
Lineage: Eukaryota; Viridiplantae; Streptophyta; Magnoliopsida; Asterales; Asteraceae
Product: auxin-responsive protein SAUR19-like
Exons: 1
Coding region: 98-397 (99 amino acids)
Biological process (GO): response to auxin
Source: RefSeq, a predicted model, not a curated record